ACCCAUUAGACUGUCUGCGACGCAUUGUUGCCUCCAUCAACCGCCGAUCUGUGACCAAACCCUACGGACUUAGCACACCUAACCAAUUCACACCGAUCCUUCAACCCCUUUUGGGCAUUCAUUGCCUCCCUGCUCGCGUUCGAUCUCGCUAGUUUCAUUUCUUUUGGGUCGAAGGCAAAAUGGCUUGCGCAUCUCGUAUAAUCAAUCACUCCAGAAAGUUGAGGAAUGCUCCCGACUUGUUACACCAUGAACGAGCUCUUUUGGCUAGAUGUUUCUCUAGUGAGGCUCAUCCUUCUAUGAACAGAAAUCAAGAUAUUUGCAAAACCCAAUUUUAUGGUUAUCAGUCCCCAACAAGAAAGAGUGCUUCUGAGCUUGCCUCCUUCCAUGCUAAAUCAUUUGGUGCACAGGCGAGAAACAUCUCAACUUGUUUCACCCAGGGUUCCUUGAACAAUGAGAAUUCACGCUCACAGGUACAAUCAAGGAGAUCUUAUGCAUCGGCUUCAGACCUUCCUCCACACCAAGAGAUUGGAAUGCCUUCGCUCUCGCCUACAAUGACUGAGGGAAACAUUGCAAGAUGGUUGAAGAAAGAAGGGGAAAAAGUUUCUCCUGGUGAAGUUCUGUGUGAAGUUGAAACUGAUAAAGCAACAGUAGAAAUGGAAUGCAUGGAGGAAGGUUAUCUUGCCAAGAUAAUACGUGGUGAUGGAUCAAAAGAAAUCAAAGUUGGUGAGGUCAUCGCUAUAACUGUUGAAGACGAGGAUGAUAUUGCAAAGUUUAAAGAUUAUCAAGCUUCUGCAUCAGGUGCUAGUGCUACCCCUGCUAAAGAACCAUCUGCCCCUCCCCCACCAAAGAAAGAGGUUGUGGAAGAGCCUGCCCGAGAACCUGAGCCAAAGGUUUCCAAACCUAGUGCAUCUCCUCCAUCUGGAGAUCGCAUAUUUGCCAGUCCUCUUGCUAGGCAGUAUGCUGAAGAGAAAAAUGUCCUUCUCUCAAGCAUUAAAGGAACAGGACCUGAAGGGCUCAUUGUUAAGGGUGAUAUUGAUGAUUACUUGGCUUCCGGCGUCAAGGAGGUUUCAGCAGCCUCAAAGACCAAGGUUGCGGAUGCAGCUUUGGAUUACACUGACAUUCCUGUCUCUCAGAUAAGGAAGAUUACAGCUUCACGCCUGCUGUUAUCGAAACAAACUAUUCCUCAUUACUACUUAACUGUAGAUUCUUGUGUUGACAAACUCAUGAGUUUGCGUGCCCAACUCAAUUUAUUGCAAGAAGCAUCAGGUGGGGCACGGAUUUCAGUUAAUGACCUUGUAAUCAAGGCUGCUGCUUUGGCUCUUCGUAAAGUUCCUCAAUGUAACAGUUCGUGGUCAGAUGAUUAUAUUCGCCAGUAUCAUAAUGUGAACGUUAAUGUUGCCGUGCAGACAGAUCAUGGACUUUUUGUUCCUGUCAUCAGGGACGCAGACAAGAAAGGCCUCUCAAAGAUAGCAGAAGAGGUCAAACAAUUGGCAUCAAAAGCCAAAGAAAACAGCUUGAAACCCCAAGACUAUGAGGGAGGUACAUUUACAGUUUCUAACUUGGGAGGGCCAUUUGGCAUCAAACAGUUCUGUGCCAUCAUCAAUCCACCUCAGUCAGGCAUUCUUGCUGUUGGAUCUGCUGAGAAGCGGGUCAUACCGGGUUCGGGCCCUGGAGAGUUUAAUUUUGCUUCUUUCAUGUCCGUAACGCUCAGCUGUGAUCAUCGUGUAAUAGAUGGUGCGAUUGGUGCUGAAUGGUUAAAAGCAUUCAAAGGCUAUGUUGAAAAUCCAGAGUCAAUGAUGCUGUAAGAUUAAACUGAAGGCUUCCUUGACAAAUCCUUUCAACUGAUUAUUAAGGCGGGAAUGAGAGUAGUUCAUCUGGGCUCUAUCCACAUACCCAUUUAGGUUUGGGGGAUUGUAUUCCUGACCAAUCUUCGAUUGAAGUCUCUUAACCUUCUUUGGCCGAAGUUUAAGUCUUUUCUCAGAAGAUGAAAUUUGCAAUUUUGUAUUUUGAAUAAGGGUCGGAAGGGGCAUUUGAUACAUUUGAAAUUUACCUUCGACAAAGAGGGCAAUCCCCAAAGGAGGCAGAUUCCUGCCCGAGAUUUUUCUGUUAGACUCUGAAUAAUUGGCAAUUUUCUUGAGAUAUGCUCUCAUCUCGUUGUAGUUGGUUACAAUGAGUGGUGAUGAGGAGGCUCUUUCCCAGGAAUAAUUUGUUAAUAUGCUGUAUCAUCUUUUUUGAUCUUCCAAUCAUGCCUUUCUUUUUGUAGAAGGAUAUCCUUUUAUUCGAUUGGAAUUAUUAUUGUUUAA
Prosopis cineraria is the source of this 2303-nucleotide messenger RNA. RefSeq names its product dihydrolipoyllysine-residue acetyltransferase component 3 of pyruvate dehydrogenase complex, mitochondrial-like. The transcript is spliced from 19 exons. The record is from RefSeq and is a predicted model, not a curated record. Bases 180 to 1805 code for a protein of 541 amino acids. Lineage: Eukaryota; Viridiplantae; Streptophyta; Magnoliopsida; Fabales; Fabaceae. Gene Ontology annotation, molecular function: dihydrolipoyllysine-residue acetyltransferase activity. Gene Ontology annotation, biological process: pyruvate decarboxylation to acetyl-CoA. Gene Ontology annotation, cellular component: pyruvate dehydrogenase complex.